This is a messenger RNA of Andrographis paniculata, 1561 nucleotides long. RefSeq names its product ATPase GET3A-like. The record is from RefSeq and is a predicted model, not a curated record. The coding region runs from base 300 to 1382 and encodes 360 amino acids. NCBI's taxonomy places the organism in Eukaryota, Viridiplantae, Streptophyta, Magnoliopsida, Lamiales, Acanthaceae. Gene Ontology annotation, molecular function: ATP binding; ATP hydrolysis activity. Gene Ontology annotation, cellular component: GET complex. Gene Ontology annotation, biological process: post-translational protein targeting to endoplasmic reticulum membrane. The transcript is spliced from 7 exons.
CUCUACGAAUUCCGAAUCCAGAAAUCAAUUAUCAAUCCCAAUUCAAUUCUGCAUAGUUGUUCCUCGAAUUUCAAUGAAGAAGAAAUCCUACCAAUGUCGCGAGAAUCAGGAACGUUUUUGCGGUUAGAUCUCCUGCUUCCACCGCUUGCAAUUCUUCUGAGGAUAUCAUAUGGAAGUUAAAAAUUUGCCGCAACUGUUUCUGUAAUCGUAAUCUUAAUUUCCAGAGGAUCAAUAAACAAGGAGGCGUCCUUCAAUCCAAUAAUCAGGAUCGAAAUUGGGGGCAUCGAAUCGUAGUUUCCAUGGGUUCCAAUGAGGAAGUGCCGGAGGGAUCACUGAGGAAUAUCCUCGACCAGGACACGCUGAAGUGGGUGUUCGUCGGGGGGAAAGGAGGCGUGGGGAAGACUACCUGCAGCUCAAUCCUGUCGAUUCUGCUCUCCGAGGUGAGAUCGUCGGUGCUCAUAAUAUCCACCGACCCUGCGCACAAUUUGAGCGACGCCUUUCAGCAGAGAUUCACGAAGACGCCUACGCUUGUCACAGGAUUCUCCAAUUUGUACGCCAUGGAAGUUGAUCCUAAUGUGGAAUAUGAAGAGACUCAUGGUGCAGAUAUGGCUGAUGGAUUCAUGUCCGAUUUGACUAAUUCCAUCCCUGGAAUUGACGAGGCCAUGAGUUUUGCAGAGAUGCUCAAGUUAGUGCAGACUAUGGAUUAUUCUGUCAUAGUGUUUGACACAGCUCCAACUGGACAUACUCUUCGUCUUUUACAAUUUCCUGCUACAUUAGAAAAGGGAUUAUCCAAGAUGAUGAGUUUAAGAAACAAGUUUGGUGGUUUAUUCAGCCAGAUAACACGGCUCUUUGGGGUUAACGACGAAUUUGGUGAAGAUGACCUUCUUGGAAAGCUUGAAGGCAUGAAAGAUGUGAUUGAACAAGUGAACAAUCAGUUCAAGGAUCCUGAUAUGACAACUUUUGUCUGUGUAUGCAUUCCGGAAUUCCUGUCUCUGUAUGAAACAGAACGACUAGUUCAGGAGCUCACUAAAUUUGAGAUAGAUACGCACAACAUUAUAAUCAACCAAGUUAUUUUUGAUGAAGAAAUUGUUGAAUCGAAAUUGCUCAAAGCUAGAAUGAACAUGCAGCAAAAGUAUCUGGAUCAGUUCUACGUGUUGUACGAUGAUUUUUACAUAACCAAGCUUCCGUUGCUCCCCGAAGAGGUUUGCGGGGUUGAAGCAUUGCAAUCGUUUUCGCGGCAUUUCUUAACAGCUUAUCAGCCAUCGAUAGUUCGAGGAACAGUGGAAGAAGUGGAGCAGAAAGUGUCGAUACUGAAAGAAAAACUAAAGGAGAGUGAAGCUGAAUUGGAAAGACUAGGAGGAAAAGGGAAACAAAAGGUAUGAAUCUCAAUACAUUUUCGUGUUUGCUGCUUAUAAGGGAUAUUAUUAUUAUUAUUAUUAUUACUUGUGUGUGCUUGUUCAAAUUUUGGGGCCAUCAUUUAUUCAUUCAUUCUUAAUAAUAUAUAUACACACACGUAUAGCACGUUUAUGUGCCCAAAUGCUCAUUUUGGUGAUUUUAUUAU